GUGACAAUAUCCCCCUCCCUGUAGCCACCAUGCCUUCCGACGACGUCCUUCGUCGCAGCCAUCGUUCUCUCAAUUCAAUCGUUGCUGUCCAUCACCCGAACUCCAGUCUCGUCGGGUUUGGCUUCCUCCUCCUUUCUCUCUCUACUCUGCAAAAGGAGCCGAGCCGAGAUCGAAGGGAGCUCGAUCUCGUCGUCGGAAGCUUCUUGCAGGUCGUGGCUUCAUUGCGGAGUCGAGGAUGGUGAACGUCUUUGGUUCGACGGUGAAGACGGAGCAGAAGUGGUCGGAGUAGCAGUGAGGAGAGAAAGUGCGGAGCGGAUGGGGGCAAAAAUCAAAAGAUCAGAAAAUAUUGGUUUCUUUCUAAAUUAUGGGUGGAAUACUUUUUCGCUGGAAGCUCUAUCCACUGCAUUUUCUUUGGGUGGAAACGACAGGCUCUCUACCACUGUCUCUCCCAAGUCUUUGCUCCUUUCUUGGUGGACUCCAACGAAGUCCGAUACGUCUCGCCUCUCUUUCUGGGUCUUCUUCUCGUGUUCAUUUUCAGCUUCACUCCACCAUUGAUAAACCCAGAAGAGCUUUCGGACGAAAAGGGGAGACAGAGAACGAGAGAGAUGGAUAUUGAGGGGACGCCGGUGGCUAAUGGAUACUUCAUGCCGGCGGAGUGGGAGCCUCAUUCACAGACAUGGAUGGGCUGGCCUGAAAGGCCGGAUAAUUGGCGGGACUAUGCUGUACAUGCUCAGCGCGCCUUUGCAAAGGUAGCUGCUGCAAUUUCGAUGUUCGAGCCAGUCACAGUCUGUGCAAGUGCUUCACAGUGGGAAAACGCACGCAAACUGUUGCCGGAGAAUGUCAGAGUCAUUGAGAUGAGUAUGAACGACUCGUGGUUCCGUGACACUGGGCCCACUUUUGUUGUAAGUCAUUGCAGACAAAAGCUUGCGGGAAUUGAUUGGAACUUUAAUAGUUAUGGAGGUCUUGAAGGGGGCUGUUACCAAGAUUGGAGCCUCGACCUCCUCCUCGCAAGGAAAAUUCUUCAAGUUGAGAAGCUUCCAAGGUUUCCUCAAAAUUUAAUUCUUGAAGGAGGGAGCAUCCACGUAGACGGAGAAGGGACAUGUCUUACCACCGAGGAAUGCCUCUUGAACAAAAAUAGAAACCCUGAUUUGACAAGAGAACAAAUCGAGGACGAACUUUGUUCUUAUCUUGGUGUCAGAAAGAUAAUUUGGUUGCCUCGAGGAUCAUAUGGCGAUGAAGACACCAAUGGUCACAUUGACAACAUGUGUUGCUUUGUGAAGCCCGGUGUGGUUUUACUGGCAUGGACUGAUGAUAAAUUGGACCCUCAAUAUGAAAGAUCCAUGGAAGCCUAUAACAUUCUUUCAGAUACAACUGAUGCCAAUGGUCGAAAAUUUGAAAUCAUUAAGCUUCAUGUACCGGGCCCACUUUACAUGACCAAUGAAGAGGCUGCUGGACUAGUGGAGGGCGAUUCUGUGCCAAGAGUUGCGGGCACUAGACUGGCAGCGUCUUACAUCAACUUCUACAUUGCAAAUGGAGCAAUUAUAGUCCCGCAAUUCGGGGAUAAAAAAUGGGACGACGAAGCUGCCCGCGUCCUGUCCGGUGCAUUUUCUGAUCAUCAAGUGGUGAGAAUCGAGGGUGCGAGGGAGAUUUUAUUAGGAGGUGGAAACAUUCACUGCAUCACACAGCAACAACCGGCCAUCCCGAGAAGUAAAAGCGCAUGAUGUGAUCGAAUGCUGAUUUUAUCUAGUUACCUGAGAGUAAGCCUAUCAUGAGGCGAAAUCUCUCCUUUUCUAUCGAACUUGUCUCUGAGGAUUUGCUGUUCUCGUACAAAAGAAGGGUUGCUUCUCGAUUUGUUGAGGAAUUGUUGCUAUGUUACGUUAAAUAUAACUUCUAAGCUUUAUGACCGCAGUACAUUGUUGCGGAUUUAUUUACUUGUCAACAUGAUGUCGUGGGACGCAUGAACCCUUAUUAUUAGGGCCAAUUACAUUAUGUAUCCUAACGUUUACGCUUUUUCUCAA
Molecule: messenger RNA, 2018 nt
Organism: Punica granatum (pomegranate)
Lineage: Eukaryota; Viridiplantae; Streptophyta; Magnoliopsida; Myrtales; Lythraceae
Source: RefSeq, a predicted model, not a curated record